AUGGCUCAGUACUGGGCGUCGCGUCUCUCGUAUCUCCUCGACGAAUCAUACGAGGAGGAGGAGCAAGCCAUGCCCAACCCGCACCCGUCUCUCGGGAAACUCCCCCGCCCCAGCAUGCUCCAAAUCCCUGUCUUCAACCCGCCUCCGCCUUCCCCCUCCCCGCUUCCGUACUUCUACCAGCCGCCGAAGCGCGUAGCGGCGCCGCAGCCCGCGCAGCCGCAGAAGAAGCAGCAGCGCCGGAGGCGGCACAGAGUAUGGGACGACCUCCCCACGCCGAUCGUGUACGAGAAGUACGAGCCGGUAGCGCCGGUAGCGGCGGCGGCGGCUGCGGGUGAGAAGCGGGUCCGGUCGGACGCGUUCACGGAGAUUCCGCUGAGCAGUCGCGCUCGCGAGGAGCCGAAGGCAAAUCCGUCGAAACUCGAGCAGUCGCUGAUUGUUCGCGCAUCUGACGCGUCGCUCUCAACCUCCUCCUCCUCCUCCUCCUCCUCCUCCUCCUCCUCCUCCUCCUCCUCCUCGUCUUCGGGAAGUUCCGACAUGCGCCGCUUCGCUAAUAGCAGCAGCUCCGAUAGUGGGCGCAGCGUGAGCAGCGCGAGCAGCGCAGGUAGCAGCGACCGCGGUGCAGUAUACAGUUUGGGCCGGAAGCAGCGGAGCCACAGGGACGGGUGCGUGUGCGUCGUCGACACCUCUCUCCUCUGGUCCUCCCUCGUCUCUACACUCUUCCGCCCUUCUCUCCCCGCGCUCCCCGCGCCUUCCGCUGCAAACCACGCCGCACUUCCCGGACCAGCAGUCUACCCCGUUCUCCUUUCGCGACAGCCGUCCACCGCCGAAAGCUCUGGCUAUGAUCUCAAAUCGCCUGCGCCUCGGGUGCCUCGCACAGACGCUGCCGAGCCGCAGGAGGUUUCUCAUGGCAUGAGAACGAUCGCGGAGCUGAUGGGAUUAGAUUCGGAGAAGCUGCUGUGGGUGCUGGCGACGGUGCUCGGCGUCGUGUGGGCGAUCAGCCUACACUACAGCGAGUGGAUUCAGUUUUGGUUACGGCCGCCCAGCUGCUCCACGUGGCCGGACGAGAGUGGUCAGGUGAGUAUUCAGGUGAAUGUUCAGGUGAAUAUUCUGGUGCUGGGCGUCGUGUGGGGCGGUCAGCCUGCUGCUCUACAGCGAGUGGAUUCAAUUCUGGCUUCGGCCGCCCAGCUGCUCUACGUGGCCGGACGAGAGUGUUCAGCACCGCCCUACAUGCGCGGUUCAUCAUGCCCCGCCUCUGCUGCAACGACCUCAACUUGCCCUCCCUCUCUAUUUCCCUGUCUUAACCCCCUUACCUCCCUCCUUUCCACCCCCCCCCCCAACCAGCUCCUCCCAAGCACCCCCCUCCACGCGCACACCGCCCUGCACGCCCAGUUCAUCACGGCUCGCCUCCGCAACGACCUCUACCUUCGCCGCGCCUUCCGAGCCUCCGUGCUCCGGUUCUCCCCGAGCCUCGUUGUCACGCUCGGGGACCUCUUCCAGUCCGGAGCUGACGCCACUUACCCCCUUUUCCGAGCAGAAGCCAGCCGUUAUCACCAUGUGUUUCAGACGCACGACCCUUUUCUCGACCCGCACACGUGGGAGAGGCGGCGGCGGCAGCAGAUGGAGCGAGAGAGAGGGAGGGAGAAGGAGAGGGAGGAUAGGGAGGAGAGGGAAAGGGAGAGGGGGAAGGAAUCAAAGAGUGGCCAAGGAGGAGGAGAAAAAGAGGGGGGCCACAGAGGGGAUGGUAUUGGGAGGAGGAGCGUUUGGGAGUGGGUGCAGGGAGGGCUGUGGUGGGGGAGGUGGCAUCUGGGGGAGGGGGAGGAUGGGGUGAAUGUGCACAUGCGGACGGAUUUGGCUCAAGUGGCGGGAGAGAGAGACGUGGGAUUCAGCAGCACACAGAGAAAGCAGCACGAGGUGCGUGUGUGGAAGGAGAAGGGGGAACUGGAGAGAGACGUGGGAUUCAGCAGCACGCAGAGGAAGCAGCACGAGGUGGGUGUGGGAGGGCGGUGGUGGGAGGGGGGAGUGAAUGUGCACAGGCGGACAAAUUUGGCUCAAGUGGCGGGGGAGAGGGACGUGGGGUUCAGCAGCACGCAGAGGAAGCAGCACGAGGUGGGUGUUGAGAGGCGGGGGCGCGUUGAAAUAGAGUCAAAGCAGGAGAGAGAGGGAUGUGAGCUGGGGGUGGAGUGUGAGUUUGUGUUGAAUGACCACGACAAGGUGGGGGCGGUGACGGUGGUGGGGUGGAUCAACGGCCUUAUCUCCCCUCUAUAUCUUCUCCUCCUCUUCUGCGUCUUGCCCUGCCUGUGCUAUCAGCUGGCAGUGCGGUUUGAGCGGUAUGUGGGAGCGCUGAAUUUCCACGACAAGUUGGCAGUGCGCUUUGAGCGGUAUGUUGGGGCGCUGAACUUCCACGACAAGGUGGGCGCGGUGAGGGUGGUGGGAGUGAACGGUUUGGCCGUGGACGGCCACAGGCAGCGCAACAACAGCACGAAACAGCUGGAGGAGUUCCUUCAGAGCCUGCCAGACCAUGGUGCCCAGGCGUCCUCACUCCCGCUCAUCCUCUUCUCCCACCUGCCGCUCCACUCCCCCACCAACCUCCCCUGUGGAGCCAACCCACAAGGCCAAGCAGUGGACUGGGACAAGGACGGGGAGGUUAGUUACCAGGAUGCGAUAUCAAAAGAAGGGGCCAACCACCUUCUUCAGCUGCUGAGACCGGCUCUGGUGGUGUCAGGGCACGCAGAGUCAACCUGCUGGCAGCAGCGGCAGGUGGGGGGACCGCCCAGAGGGAACAGCAGCUUGGGUGGCACUGCUGCUGCUGCUGCUGCUGCUUGGGACGUGAUCGAGCUGUCGCUCCCAACCUUCAACUUCAUCCACAGCACACACGCCAUCACCGACCCGCCUGCAUUCCUCCUCAUCACCGUUCCCCUGGAUCACAACCCACAUGGAGGCUACAGGGAACAGCAGGGGCAGCAGCAGAAACCAACGCUGGGGGCAGCAUCAGUGCACGUGCAGCUGUGUGUGCUGCCCACACAGAUCCUCUUCCCUCCCUGGUAUUUCCUCCUUUCCCUCCUCUCCUGCCUCGCCUUCCUCCUCCUCCCCUCCCGAGGUGUCUCCUGGGCGUCCCUGGCAGCGCUGACAGCGCGCGUGGCAGCAGCGAGCAAAGAAGCGUGGACACUCCCCAAGCUGAAGGCGGAUGGGGAUUGGGAGGGCGAGCUGGAGCCCAUGUUUGACACGGAUGGCAACAUGGUGCUUGUCAGGCGGGCGACUCCAAGACUCCCUGAUACCAUGCCCACUUCAAUCACAUCUGACAGGAGACCCGGCGGGGCACAGCUUAGGGCAUCCAGGCAACAGGGGUCGCAUGAUUCGUUAAUGGACGCUGGUGGCAGCUCCGGCGUUCCUCGAAUUGGUUCAUUCACAGACGUCUCACGAGACGUCGACGCGUCCACGCGCUGGUGCCUCACGCGUCCACGUGUACUUCCCUGCACACCUAACCUUGCCUUAUUCACCCUUUCCCCUCCCCGUUUUCCCCUCCUGCCCCUCUUUCACCUCCCCCGCGUCCGCUCUCCACCCCCCUGCGAGAAGGACUUCGCAGCCAAUGAGCUGCUACCACGUGCAGCAGAGUGGGACACGCAGAAGCACUUCCCAGUGGACGUGCUUCGGAAGGCGGCAGGGCUUGGCUUGCUGCUCUCUUUGUCAAGGAAGACGUGGGAGGGUCGGGUGGACGUGCUGCGGAAGGCGGCAGGGCUGGGCUUUGCUGCUCUGUUUGUCAAGGAAGACGUGGGAGGGUCGGGGUUGGGCAGGGCUGAUGGGGCGGUGGUGUUCGAGGCGUUGGCACAUGCUGACGUCAGCACGACGGCGUACCUGACGAUCCACAACAUGAACGCGAGCAUCAUCGACAGGUUCGGGUCGGAGGAGCAGAGGCACAAGUGGUUACUAGCGCUGGCAACAAUGGACCUGCUCUCCUCCUAUUGCCUCACGGAGCCUGGCAGUGGCAGUGAUGCUGCUGCUCUCAAGACCACGGCGAGGCAGGCCCCUGGCUCCACGGAUUACAUUCUGAAUGGAUCCAAGGCGUUCAUCAGCGGAGCAACGGCUGCUGAUGUGUAUGUGGUGAUGGCGCGGACAGACGGGGAGGGGCCCAAGGGGAUAUCGUGCUUCCUGGUGAAGAAGGACAUGACUGGGGUAUCAUUUGGUCAGCUGGAGAAGAAGCUCGGGUGGAACUCACAGCCUACUGCUGCGGUCAUUCUGGAGGAUGUGAGAGUGCCAGCAGCAAACCUUAUUGGGGGAAGGGGCAACGGCUUUCGAAUAGCCAUGACUGGCCUGGACGGCGGGAGGGUGAACAUCGGGGCAUGCAGUGUGGGAGGGGCACAGUUCUGUCUCGAGUAUGCUCAGCAGUAUGCAACAGACAGGAAACAGUUCGGCAAGCCACUCACGUCCUUCCAGAACACACAGUUUCAACUGGCCGACAUGGCAACAGCGGUGGAGGCAUCUCGCCUGAUGGUUCGCAGCGCUGCCACUGCCAUCGAUGUGAAAGCGCCCUGGGCUACCACAGCCGCUGCAAUGGCUAAGAGUGCUGCCACUUCCAUUGAUGGCAAGGCGCCCUGGGCUACCACAGCCGCUGCCAUGGCCAAGAGCGCUGCCACUGAUGUCAAGGCUCCCUGGGCCACCACAGCCGCUGCCAUGGCCAAGAGCGCUGCCACUGCCAUCGAUGUCAAGGCGCCCUGGGCCACCACCGCUGCUGCCAUGGCCAAAAGCCCCAUGGCGUGGGCCACCACAGCUGCUGCCAUGGAUAAGAGGUUUGCGACAGAUCACUGUUACCAGGUAGCCAAUCAGGCGUUACAGAUGCUCGGAGGUUAUGGGUUUCUGUAA
Messenger RNA from Closterium sp. Naga37s-1, 4857 nucleotides. Lineage: Eukaryota; Viridiplantae; Streptophyta; Zygnematophyceae; Desmidiales; Closteriaceae. The record is from the annotation of a GenBank genome assembly.